Messenger RNA from Rhinolophus ferrumequinum (greater horseshoe bat), 1243 nucleotides. Its product is annotated as carbonyl reductase [NADPH] 1. Lineage: Eukaryota; Metazoa; Chordata; Mammalia; Chiroptera; Rhinolophidae. The coding region runs from base 165 to 998 and encodes 277 amino acids. The record is from RefSeq and is a predicted model, not a curated record. The transcript is spliced from 3 exons. Gene Ontology annotation, molecular function: carbonyl reductase (NADPH) activity.
UCCCCAGUACCGCCCCGCGAGUGCGCCAUACUUUUGCACACCUUGCGCCCGCUGCAGGCGCGCGCGCCCCCGAACCUCGGACAAGCGCCUCUGUGCCCGCGUCAUUCGGUAUCCACAACGGGUCUGCUGUCAGUGCGCGGGCCGGCUGCGUUCCCCACCCGGCCAUGUCGUCCUGCAGCCGCGUGGCGCUGGUAACUGGGGCCAACAAGGGCAUCGGCUUCGCCAUCGCACGGGAACUGUGCCGGCAGUUCUCCGGGGACGUGGUGCUCACGGCGCGGGACGCGGCGCGGGGCCAGGCGGCCGUGCAGCAGCUGCAGGCCGAGGGCCUGAGCCCGCGCUUCCACCAGCUGGACAUCAACGACCUGCAGAGCAUCCGCGCCCUGCGCGACUUCCUGCUCAAGGAGUACGGGGGCCUGGACGUGCUGGUCAACAACGCGGGCAUCGCCUUCAAGAAUAAUGAUCCCACACCGUUUCAUAUUCAAGCAGAAGUGACGAUGAAAACAAACUUUUUUGGUACUCGAGAUGUCUGCACGGAGCUACUGCCUCUCAUGAAACCCCAAGGCAGAGUGGUGAAUGUGUCUAGCAGCGUGAGUCUCAGAGCUCUUAAAAGCUGCAGCCCAGAACUACAGCAGAAGUUUAGAAAUGAAGCCAUCAGCGAGGAGGAGCUGGUGGGGCUCAUGAACAAGUUCGUGGAAGACACGAGGAAUGGAAUACACCAGAAGGAGGGCUGGCCUAAUACCGCAUAUGGCGUGACCAAGAUUGGCGUCACGGUCCUGUCCAGAAUCCAUGCCAGGAACCUGAGAGAGCAGAGGAGAGGGGACAAGAUCCUCCUGAAUGCCUGCUGUCCAGGCUGGGUGAGAACCGACAUGGCGGGGCCCAAAGCCACCAAGAGCCCAGAAGAAGGAGCAGAGACCCCUGUGUACUUGGCCCUUUUGUCCUCAGAUGCUGAGGGGCCUCACGGUCAGUUCGUUAUGGAGAAAAAAGUUGAGCAGUGGUGAGCUCCACUUGGCUCCAUUCAUGGGUCCCACAAUGUUAUCUGUCCUGAAUUGACCAAGAACACUUACCCUGUUAAAAAUAUCCCUAUCCCAAAAGUAUAUAUAUAUAUAUUUCUAUCACUGACUCACUUUGACUUGGCUACUAAUUCUGAGAGUCUUGUGAAUUCUUUUGUGACGUAGGGGGAGACAAAGGGGCAGGGAUGACAGUAACUACGGAAAAUCAGUAGAUGAAUAAAUGGUUCCUGCUA